Entrophospora candida is the source of this 2862-nucleotide messenger RNA. Lineage: Eukaryota; Fungi; Glomeromycota; Glomeromycetes; Entrophosporales; Entrophosporaceae. The record is from the annotation of a GenBank genome assembly.
AUGUUUCUUUUAAUAAAGAAAUUGUUUAAACGUGCUCCAAUGACCGAGUUAAAUUAUAGAAAUAAACUAAUUCUUGCUCCAAUGGUUAGAAUUGGUACUCUCCCAUUGCGUCUUUUAGCAUUAGAAUUUGGAGCAGAAGAAACAGGAGUUAUUGAAUAUAUAGAUAAACAGAAUACGAUGAAUUUUCAAACACUUCCAAUUGAGAAAUCAAAAUUAAUAUUUCAAAUUGGAACUUCAGAUCCAGAUCUCGCGUUAAAAGCUGCAUUAAAAGUGAAAGAAGAUGUAUCAGGAAUAGAUGUUAAUUGUGGAUGUCCUAAAAAAUUUUCAAUACAAGGUGGUAUGGGCGCAGCUUUGCUAUCAAAUCCUGAAAAAUUAAAGGCUAUAGAGGGGUGCAAUUCAUUAAUUGUACUAUAUUUAUCUUUCAGGAUUUUAGACACGAAAGAAAAAACAAUAGAAUUGUGUAAGAUGAUAGAAUCUACAGGUGUUAAAGCAAUCGCCGUUCAUUGUAGAACUCGUAAUGAACGACCAAGACAACCUGGACAUUGGGAAAUAUUUAAAGAUAUAGUGGAGAACGUUAAAUCCAUCCCAAUAAUUGCAAAUGGAGAUAUUUUUCAACAAUCAGAUAUUAUCAAAUUGAAAGAAUUAUCAACUCAAAGUAACGUGUCAAUAUUUUGUAAAGAUGGAUUAUUACCAUUAAAUGAAGUUGCAACUAUGUAUAUUAAAAAGGCUAUGAUGAUAAGAAAUCAUUUUCCAAAUACAAAAUACACGAUCUUACAAAUGUAUGCUGAAAAAUCUAAAGAGCCGGUUUAUAAAUCAUUGACUCAAUCAAAAACUUACCAAGAUUUAUGCAAAAUUUUCAAUUUGAAAGAUGAAUCAGUUUUAUCACAGAAUAAUAAUAAUGUUGAUGUGCAACUAGACAUUGAGAAACACGAACAAAAUAAAAUUCAACACGAAAAACACGAACAAAACAAACCACACGAUCAAAUGAAGCAAAUCAACAAACAACUUAAUGAACAACAACAAAAUGAACAAGAACAUUUACCAUUAAAGAAUGAUAAUGAUGACGAUGAUACAUCAGUUAUUGAAGAUAGUGAAUCAAACAUUGAAAAAGAACAUUUAUCUAACAACAAGCUCAUUGAUUCUUCUAGUCAGUUGGUAGCAACUUUGGAUGAAAUAGAAAAGGAUGAAAAUAUAGAAGAUAAAGAAGAAAGUAAUGAAAAAAACAACGCUACUAUUGAAAAUUUAGAAAAUAAUAAUGACAACAAUAAUAAACAUGAGCAAUCAGCUCAAAAUUUUGAAUUAAAUAAACCCACUCCAAUCGAUAUAAUCACCAUUCAUGAAAAUAUUGAAGACAACAUCAUUAAAAAAGAUCCUUAUAAUGAUGACAAUAAUAUUGAAGACAAAAAUAAAGGUCCUUCUAACGAUGUUAAUAAUACUGAAGAAAAAGGUCAUUCUAACGAUGUCAAUAAUAAUGAAGAAAAAGAUCCUUCUAACAAUGACAAUGAUAAAAAUUCUUCUAACGAAGACAACAAUGAAGAUAAAGAUUCUUCAAAUUAUGACACUAGUGAUAUUAUAGAUGCUCCAAAUCUUGAGAAUAAUAAUAAUAUUAUAGAUGCUUUUAGUAAUGAUAAUAAUAGCCCUCUUAAUGAUAAUAAUAGUAAUGAUAAAGAUCCUUCUAACGACGACUAUAAUAACAUUAUAAAUGCUUCUAAUGAUAGUAAUAAUAAUAUUAUAAAUUCAUCUAAUGAUAAAGUCUCUCACGAUGAUGACAAUAACGAAGAUAAAGAUACUUCGAAUAAUGAUGACGAUGGUAACGUAGCACUUAAUUCUAAUGAAGAUGGUGAUAAAGAUUCUUCUAACGAUGACAAUAAUAAUAUAAAAGACAUUUCAAAUAAAGAUGAUGAUGUAGCACCUACAUCCAAUGAAGGUAAUGAUAAUGUUGCGGUUCCUUUGAUAGGUUCUUCUGACGAUAAUAAUAAUUAUGUAAAAGAUAUUUCAAAUAAAGAAGACGACGAUAGUGUAGCAUAUAAUUCUAAUGAAGAUAGUGAUAUCGUUAUCGUUACAGCUUCUUCGAUAAAUAACGAUGGAGAUUAUUCUAUUGAUGAAAAUAAUAUUGUCAAAAAUAAAGACGAUGAUAGUAAUGCAAUAGGCACUUUCAACGAAGAAAAUGAUAAUCUCAUAAGUCCUGUUUCUUCAAACGAUUAUAAUAUUUCUCCUGAUGAUGAAAGCAAUGAUUUUAAAGAUACUUUAAAUAAAAGUGAAGAAGAUAAUAUAGCACUUACUUUAAAUAAAAGUGAAGAAGAUAAUAUAGCACUUACUUUAAAUAAAAGUGAAGAAGAUAACAUAGCACUUACUUCUAAUGAAGAAGAUGGCGAUAAUAUUACAGAUGCUUCGAUCAAUAACAAGGAUGUCGAUACUAAUGAUAUUACGUUACAAACAGCUAUUAAAAUAGUUGAUGAAAAUAUUGAAUAUAACUAUAGUGUGAGAAAUCGAGGAGUUAAGCGAUUUGAAACAAGCGAAACAGAUUUACCAUCAAAAAGAACCAAAAUCGAAGAACAAUCAAAUGAGAAAACACGCACCCACAAAAGAAAAUUAUCAGAAUCAGUAUUUGAACCAAUAUUGUGUAUAUUAUUAGAUUCAGAAGGUGAAUAUGGAUCGGAAGACGAAUAUGUAUAUGAAUUUGAAUCAGAAUACGAAUACGAAUCAGAAAAUGAAUCAGAAACAAAAUUAGAAUUAGAAAAAAAAAAGGAGUCUGAACAACCACAAAUAUUACAAACAUCAUCUCCUUCGAUGGUUACUGAUGUUAUUACAACAAUUGGUAACAAAGUUUCCAAUAAUUAUCAUUGUCAAUAUUGUGAUUAA